Clavispora lusitaniae ATCC 42720 is the source of this 1815-nucleotide messenger RNA. Lineage: Eukaryota; Fungi; Ascomycota; Pichiomycetes; Serinales; Metschnikowiaceae. The record is from RefSeq and is a predicted model, not a curated record.
AUGCACGUAAACCAGCCACAAGACCUGCUUGUCUAUUUCACCAAAUCAGUCCUUUUUCGCCUUCACCGGCUCAUAGACCAUAUCGUUCAGAUGGUCUUUUCUAGCCUGGUACCAGUAGCUUGUCUGAGAAGCAGGAUAGGUGGUGGAGUUUGUUCCGCUCAUGGUGUACCAAGAAGUACACCCACCAAAUCCGGAGCCGUAUACGCCCUGGAGCAAUUUUUCUUGUGUCGAUUCGAACCAGUUGUAGUAGGCACUGCGCUUAACCGUCACGGUACUAGCUUCGCCCGUGAGAACAGGCUUGACUACCCGCGAGGCAAAAGCACAGCCGUUGUCAAUGGCCGUGAUGAUCGACGAGUGGCCCGUGGCAGAGUUGGGGCCGCUGAUGAAGAAAAAGUUGGGGCAGUCCCGCACCAUGCAUGUUCGGUAGGCACUGACACCUUCUUUUCUCCACAAGUCUUGAACAUUCAUGCCGCCACGGCCCACAAUGGAAAUGGCGUCGUAGAAGCUUUUCCUAAUGUCGUAGCCCGUGCAAGCAACAAUAAUGUCUGCCUCCACUCGGGUGCCGUCCUUCAAAACAAGACUGUGCUCCUCCACAUGGUCAAUCUGCUUGUCCGUCAACUCCACCCUGGGGUUGUUGAGCGUGGGCACGUAGAUGUAGUCAAACACAAGCCGCUUGCACCCAAUCUUGUAGUCGGGAAGCAACAUGCGGUGGUAUUUUUCGGGCGCAAACUUGUGCACGUAGCGGCGGCACACGGCGGUGUUGGACCAGCGCAUGAACCGGGACACCAAGCUGUUGCCUCGGUACAAAGGGUAUCUGAUUUCGGCAAGCGACGCAAGCCACAAGCGCACCAACACCAUGCCGAGCCGGGUGAACGACGCCAACUUGUACAAGUAGAAGAUGAAGGGCGGGAUCGGCGGCAUGAUCCAGUGCUUGGACCGGAAAACCUGCGUCACCUUCUUCACCUCCAACUGGUUCACCAAAGCAGGCACAACUUGCGCCGCCGAACACCCGUUUCCUACAACCACAACCUGCUUGUCCUUGAAGUCGACGCUGUGGUCCCAUACGGCAGAGUGCAUGUACACACCUUUGUAGUUUUCAAGCCCUGGCGCCUGCAAUUGUGCCGGCUGAACCAAGCCGCCUUGGCAGGCGAAAACAACUUUGCUGGUGUGUUCGUACCGCUGGCCCGUUUCAAGACUGGUGGCAUAGAUCUUCCAGUUUUCGUUCUCCUCGUCAUAAACAACCUUGCUCGCCACAAUGCCAAACUUGGCGUGGCGGUCCAAAUCGUGCUUCUUCACCACUCCCAAAAUGUACUCCUCCAUCUCGUAUUGAGGAGGCCGCAAAGCGCUCCAGUUGUCGUUGAGCUCGUCAAAGAUCGAGUACCAAAACGCCGGAAUGUCCGAAGCACAUCCAGGAUACGAGUUGGCCCACCAUGUUCCGCCCCACUGCAUGUGUUUCUCGAACACGACGAAAUCGUCCAAAUCAAACUUCUUUUUGCACAUGAGAGCGGUGCACAAGCCGGCAAAACCGGCUCCAAUGAUGGAAACGGCAGACUCGCUGGUAAUCACCGGCUUGUCAUUGGAUUUGGGAAUAUGGGCAUCGGGCCCCAAUACCCGCAUGGCAUCUUUAUGCUUGAUACGGUACUUGUCAGGGUCCGCAUGCGACUCGCGUGUGAUGUGAAUUGUGGCCAUUGGAAAAGCUGUCAGAAAUUUGGUCAGAAGCAAAAGAAAGUUCUGUUUCAAGUGCCUACAACGGCCCAAUAUAUACUGUUUGGCUUCGCCUCGGCAUGUUUUGCAUAUGAAUACCUGUCCAUGUGA